This is a messenger RNA of Schistocerca gregaria, 1653 nucleotides long. RefSeq lists its product as uncharacterized. The transcript is spliced from 11 exons. Lineage: Eukaryota; Metazoa; Arthropoda; Insecta; Orthoptera; Acrididae. The coding region runs from base 1 to 1653 and encodes 550 amino acids. Gene Ontology annotation, biological process: glucose metabolic process; beta-D-galactose catabolic process via UDP-galactose, Leloir pathway. The record is from RefSeq and is a predicted model, not a curated record. Gene Ontology annotation, molecular function: aldose 1-epimerase activity; carbohydrate binding.
AUGACCACAAUACUUCAUCCUGUGUCAAAUGCGAAGUCUGAGCUGUUUAUGAGAACAUUUAUGACACAGAUGAAAAAGGUUAUAGGCAUCAACAAGGUGGUGCUGCGGUCCGACCCGAAGCCGAUAACAUCGGAAGAGGAGUCGCAGUCGGCGGGCGAGCAGGAGGGAGAGGAGGAGGAGCAUGACCCGUCAGUCCCUGCGGGGCCCUGCGCCGACAGGUGCACUUGCGGUGUCUACCGGGAACCGUUCGGCACCUUCGAGGACCUCGAAACCGGGGAGUUGAGCUCUAGUAAGCUGAUAACGCUCGCUGUGUUGUUGGACGAGGUGGCACGCUUGCAGGUUGUGGAGGCGACGGUGUUCACGCUGACGUGUCGGCGGAAGUUCUCGGUGAGGAUCACGGACUACGGGGCCACCGUAGUCGCCAUACGGGCACCGGAUUACGGAGGAGUCGUCAAGGACCUGGUCUUCGGUUUCGACGAUGUUCAAGACUACGUGCAGCACCGCGAGCACCUGUUCGGGGGGAUGGUAGGCCGAGUGGCGGGGCGCGUCCCGUACGCGCGCUUCUCCCUGGCCAACGCAGUCUUCAACCUCACUGAGAACGUCGAGACAGACGGGCCCGUCCGCCACCACCAAGACGGCGGCUUCCACGGCUUGCAGCACCUGCGGUGGACCUCACACGUGCCGUGCGAGGGCGGCUCGUUGGUGCUGAGCGUGGUGCACCACGACGAGCAGGAGGGCUUCCCAGGAGCAGUGUUGGUGCAGCUGCUCUUCCAGGUCACCGAGGACCACCGGCUGGUCAUACACGCGCGGGCUGACUCCACCAAGCCCUCGCUCAUCAAUCUGCGACAGGGCAUCAUGUUCAACUUGGCUGGACACGAUGCUGGUCAACCCGACUUCAUGGACCACAUACUCACCCUCAACGCCGAUGAAUACGUAGUGCAGACAAGACGUGGCACCCCAACAGAAUCCCACACGAACAGGAGAGAUCCGACUGGUGAGCAAGACGGCGCUGGACUUCCGGGCACCAAAGCGCCUGCGCAAGCAACACGGCCGGACGCCCGCAGGCUACGAUCACUUGCUCUGCCUCAACCACCUGCCGCCCGACGGUCUCCACAUGGUCGCCAGGUUAGAGCACCCAGAGACGGGCCGCGCGCUGGAGGUGCGCACCAACCAGCCGUGCGUGCACGUGUACACGGGGCGGCGCCUGCCGCCGUGGCGGCCGCCCAAACCCAGGAGGAGACCACAGAGACGGACCCCGCCAGCGCUGCCAAGACCAAGUCACAGGUGAAGUCGUCGUUGUCAGCUCAGCCUACGAAGGCGGGGGCUGAGAAGCAAGAGGAGCAAGACGAGGAGGUGGUGGAGGAAGAGGAAGAAGACGAGAACGCCGUAAGGGGCAAGGACGGCGUCCGCUACGGCAGCUUCUGUGGCAUCUGGCUGGCGCCACAGUGGUUCCCUAACGCUAUUCACAUGGACCGCUUCCCGAAGUGCGUGGUGACGCCGGUGAAGACGUACGAGCACGUGACGGUGUACCGCUUCUACGCGAAGCCCAAACCGCUGCGCUAUAGCCUGGCUGAGGACGUGGUGAGGGAGUCCGUCAUGACCGCCAUCCAGGAAGUGGAGACUCGCGAGGCAGAGCCGCCGCCGGAACAAUAA